Molecule: messenger RNA, 2480 nt
Organism: Lytechinus variegatus (green sea urchin)
Lineage: Eukaryota; Metazoa; Echinodermata; Echinoidea; Temnopleuroida; Toxopneustidae
Product: ras-like protein rasD
Exons: 5
Coding region: 226-1077 (283 amino acids)
Molecular function (GO): GTPase activity; GTP binding
Source: RefSeq, a predicted model, not a curated record
AACCGAACUGCCUUCUUUGUCCCUCCUCUCAUAAAACCGAGUUGAUUUGUCAACAGAUACUCAGUUGACAAGACGAUCUCAAGCGCUUUGAUCCACCAGACAUUGCCAGAGAGUUCAUUAAUACACUAACGGACUCAUCUCCAUCGACGAACUAUAUACCACCACAGUGAGAGUUAAUAUUUUAUUCCAGACGAUUUCUCUACUCGGAGAAUAUUUAUAUUUGACAUGACGAUCUCUCCUUACAUAAAAAGCCCACUGCGCUCUGUACAAAACAUGCAGAAGGGUAAAGACAGAUCAGUGACAUUUUCCUCAUCGAUCAAAACACUUGACAACCAGAACAACAUGGUCAGGAAUGAGAAGACUUCAAAUCGUUUUAGGCUAGUUCUUCUUGGUGAAGAUGGUGUUGGAAAAUCUGCAAUUUCUGUUCGCUUUUUGUGUGGUCGAUACCUGCAUGAAUACGAUCCAACAUUAGAAAGCUGCCAUGAGAAAACUGAGAUAAUUGAUGGAAGACAAACCAAGAUAGAGCUUUACGACACGGCAAAUCAGGCACCACUGAUUGACUACCUAACAGAUGCCGACGCCAUCCUCUACGUCUACUCCAUUACAGAUCGAACAAGUUUUGAAAAGGCCCAACAGCUAAACUCACAACUGUUCCUCCGUGGUAAAUCACACAUACCUGUCAUGCUAGUCGGUAAUAAGCGAGAGAUGGAGCGAGGAAGGCGAGUCAGCUUCAAAGAAGGUUACAUUCUAGCUAGGGACUCUGGAUGGACCUUUAGAGAGGUAUCCGCAGCAACCGACAAGGGCAAACUCAAGGAAAGUAUCUUGGAGUUCAUCCGUGACGUGCAGAUCGAGAUGAAAAAAGUGAAAGCAAGCAGGAAAGGACGGUACUUUAGAAGAGCGGUCUCCGCUCUUUCUGGACACCACAGUAACAAUAACACUGCCACCACCAACUCCUCCAAAAACACAUCGAAAGAUGACACGUUAUCACCACUUCCAGAAUGGACUCUCAAUUUACUGCACAUUGGCGUCCUCAGUCCAAAAGUUUACCAAAGGAGAAUGACAUGUCCGAGCAUUUAAAGGACUGGUGAACUUAAUGUCAGAUUACUGACAACUUCAAAAAAGUGCCAGAAGGAACGUUGCAAUAGUAAUGACUUGUCUCGAACGAACCCUUGAGGCGACAGGUACAAUGUGAUGUGCUUGACGUGAUUAUGACCACCAGUCUUCAUUUAUAUUGACUGAGAAGAAAGGCUUUAAUGUCAAGUUAUGAAUACUAAUGACGGGUGUAUGCACUUCAUCGGCGUUUAGUGCCAUGGACGCUAUAAGAUGAAGAAUGCUUGAAGAAUGUAAAUAAUAGAUCUUUAACGUGUGCAAUGAUUUUGCACUAUAAUGUGUAUUUGUUUCUAUGAAAUAGUGAUUUAAUGUAAACGACAUGAUUUUGUUUCAAAUCUAUAAGCUAAGUUAUUAACGAAAAAAUCAGGAACCAAUUUCAAAAGUUAACUUUUGAAAUAGUGAGCCCCGACAGUGUGUAACCUUAUAAAAUCUAGUGUUUUUAGAGAAGUGUACGACAAAUCCCCACCUUCAGAAAAGUAUAUAAUCUUCAUUAACUUUUUAUUGAAAAAAAAAUGACAACCUAAUUAAGAACAUGGUUAAAAAAGUAUUUUGAUGACCAUGGGGGAGCAUUUCAUGAAAGGACUUAUCAGAGUUUUAUCCGACCAGUUUAUCAGACAGUUACCAUGGUAACAGUAAUUCACAGUCAAUUAUAUGCAAGGAACGUUGUCAUAUCCGACAACUCUGGUAUUCCCAUUUCAUAUUAACAGAUAAUAUACGAUUGACAUAUAUGGAUAUGUAUAAGAGUUUCUGUAUAAGGGCAUUAGUACUUGUAUAAUGUCCGAAUCAACCCCUGAAACUGUCUACUAAGAUUACAGUUGAAGAAGCCCACGACUUCAUGGAUUUUAAUGCCCUUGAAACAAUGAUCAAUUCCCGUAUACUCUUUCCUCCGUUUCAAACAUUUCGAUGCAGAUUGACAAAUAAAUUAAAGUCAUACUUUUUUCCAGAAAACCGUAAUAUGUUUUACAUAAUAGAGUGUAUUUUCCAAAGAUUUAGAAUCGUUCAUAAACAUAGUGCCAUUAAGAAUAAGUAAGAGUAUUUAAACAUACAACCCGAAUAUUUAUCACUGAUAUUUUUUUGACGCGAUGGUAAAAUCAUGCAUAUACCAUGAAUCAUAAAAUCAUAUUAAGAUUUAUAGUAAAAGAACAGAAACAGUUUUCACAUACUUAAUUGUACUCUUUAAUGUUCUAGUGGUAUUCAUUACUGUUAAAUUCUUGAGGUCAAGAUAAGUUCAAAUCAAUUAAAAAAAAGAAUAGAUAAUAUAUUAAUUAUUCACUUCCUUGUAAGUCAUUUAAAACGCCGUCGUCUUCCCAUUUUGAUACUUCCAUCGGUGGAAAGUAGAAUAAAAACAUCUCCAUUAUUUUGAUUCAUUA